Molecule: messenger RNA, 1887 nt
Organism: Andrographis paniculata
Lineage: Eukaryota; Viridiplantae; Streptophyta; Magnoliopsida; Lamiales; Acanthaceae
Product: purple acid phosphatase 2-like
Exons: 8
Coding region: 193-1644 (483 amino acids)
Molecular function (GO): acid phosphatase activity; metal ion binding
Source: RefSeq, a predicted model, not a curated record
GUGUGCGUGACUGCAGUCGUUGAUGGUAAUACCCAAAUGUGCGCAUAAGAAAUGAAUAUUCCCGAUGCAGUUGUCCAUCACGACACUCCUCCUCCUCUCCCACAUCAACCAACGCUCCAAUUUCCAUUCCGGAAAGAUUCCGCCAAUUUCCCUUCCGUCUAAAAACGGAAUUUAGAAUCCAUAACGACAAUAAUGGGUAUGGGUGUGACUCCGUGUAUUGGCGCUAGAUUCGUUCACCUGAUCGCGGGAUUGCUAUCCAUUUCCGCAGUGUUUGGGUUCUGUCGAGGCGGAUCAACGAGUGAUUACUGGCGAGACAAUGGAUUGAGUCGAGAUAUGGCGUUGGAUAGCGACGUGUUUCAGGUUCCUCCCGGCCACAACGCCCCACAGCAGGUUCACAUUACACAAGGAGAUCAUGAAGGCAAAGGUGUGAUUGUAUCGUGGAUAACACCCGAUCAAUCAAGCUCCAAUUCAGUUCUCUAUUGGAAAGAAAAUAGUGAUGUCAAGAAAACAGCGUACGGCGUUGUUGUUAAAUACAAGUUCUACAAUUACACUUCUGGCUAUAUUCAUCACUGCACAAUCAAGGAUUUGGAGUAUAAUACAAAAUACUAUUACGAAGUAGGAACGGGUAAUGCAACACGACAAUUUUGGUUUGUAACUCCUCCUCAACCCGGCCCCGAUGUCCCGUACACCUUUGGACUCAUAGGCGAUCUUGGUCAGACUCAUGAUUCAAAUCAGACGCUAACUCAUUAUGAGAUGAACCCCGUGAAAGGACAGACGAUGCUGUUCGUAGGAGACCUCUCUUAUGCUGACAGUUACCCGUUCCACGACAACACGAGAUGGGAUACUUGGGGACGAUUCGUCGAGAGAAAUGCUGCCUACCAGCCAUGGAUAUGGACAGCUGGGAAUCAUGAAAUCGAUUUUCUUCCCGAAAAUGGUGAAACCAAGCCCUUCAAGCCGUACAAGAAUCGUUAUUUCGUACCUUAUAAUGCAUCCGGAAGUACUUCUCCUCUUUGGUACUCAAUCAAGAGAGCUUCGGCUUACAUAAUCGUCCUCUCUUCUUACUCAGCUUUCGGGAAAUAUACCCCUCAAUAUAAAUGGUUCACCGAAGAGCUUCCUAAAGUGAACCGGACAGAGACACCCUGGCUAAUCGUGCUCGUACAUUGUCCGAUGUACAGCAGUUACGUGCAUCACUACAUGGAAGGGGAGACCAUGCGCGUCAUGUACGAACCCUUCCUUGUGGAGUACAAAGUUGAUGUUGUCUUUGCUGGUCAUGUCCACGCUUAUGAGCGCUCUGAACGUAUAUCCAACAUAGCAUACAAUGUUGUUAACGGAUUAUGCACUCCUACACACGACGAAUCUGCGCCUGUAUAUAUAACUAUCGGCGACGGAGGAAAUCAAGAAGGCUUAGUGACAGAAAUGACUCAGCCACAGCCGAGUUACUCGGCCUACCGGGAAGCCAGCUACGGGCACGGCAUUUUCGACAUAAAGAACAGGACACACGCCUAUUUCGGGUGGCAUCGGAAUCAGGAUGGAUAUGCUGUGGAAGCAGACUCCCUGUGGUUCAUUAAUAGGUACUGGAAAUCUAAAUCUAAAUCUAAAUUUGAUGGGGAAGAAAAAGGAAAAGGAUCUGUAGCUGUGAUUUAAGAAAGUAGUGAUAAUAAGAGGGAUGGAUAGAUAAUUAGAGACCAUAGAUGAAUCGGAUGAUGUUGUUGUCUAGGACAAUGUAGUAUUUACUAUAUAUAGAAAGAGUGUGUGUUGUGUGUACGAUGUUUGGUUAUAUUUAGAAAGGUCUUGUCUUGAGUCUAUAUUUAUAAUUGUAUCGGUGGGAAUGUACCUUUUGCUUAUGUUAUCAUCGUGCAUCUAUUAUUGUAUUUUUAUUUUUUUUUU